AUGGUAAGUGAAACGGGCCCAGCACCGAAUCAGGCCGACACGGUCGCAUUCUGGCGCGGCCUGUGGUCAGAGCCCGUAAACCACAGCGAGGGCCCUUGGACGGAAGUUGUGGCGAGUCAGUGUGUGAGUAUUAUGCCCAUGGACCCCGUCAUCAUAACGCCGAAUGACGUAGCUGAGGCGGUCCGUAGAGUCCCGAACUGGAAAAGUCAGGGACUCGACAGGCUGCAUCAGUACUGGCUGAAGGAGUUCAUGGUAUGUCACGCUGUGCUCACCCGUCAGUUUCAAGAAGCUCUCAACUAG
Messenger RNA from Parnassius apollo (apollo), 300 nucleotides. The record is from the annotation of a GenBank genome assembly. NCBI's taxonomy places the organism in Eukaryota, Metazoa, Arthropoda, Insecta, Lepidoptera, Papilionidae.